Messenger RNA from Daucus carota subsp. sativus, 2267 nucleotides. RefSeq lists its product as uncharacterized. Lineage: Eukaryota; Viridiplantae; Streptophyta; Magnoliopsida; Apiales; Apiaceae. Gene Ontology annotation, molecular function: mRNA binding. Bases 153 to 1988 code for a protein of 611 amino acids. The transcript is spliced from 18 exons. Gene Ontology annotation, cellular component: nucleus. The record is from RefSeq and is a predicted model, not a curated record.
AAACGGGCCAAAUUAGAGCCCAUAUAAAAGUAGGAACUAUUGCGUGGGUUAGUUUUCAGUACGAAGCUGUAACCUCAAUCACUCAACAGAAUCCGACCACCUAAAAAGCCCGACGGAGACACCGAUAUUCUACCGCGGCGGAGCUUUUACAGAUGAGCAAUUCAUCGGAGAAUCAUCCGGCCGGUAACAAGAAUGUUGUUAAAGGUUCGGAGGUCUUUGUGGGUGGCUUGCCUCGUAAUUUAACCGAAGAUAGAAUACGAGAGGUGUUUUCAGCUUGCGGAGAAAUCCAAGAAAUACGUCUCAUAAAGGAUCAUCAAGGCACCUUAAAGGGGUACUGCUUUGUCCGUUUUACAACAAAAGCAGCUGCUGACAAAGCUGUGAGGGAAAAGUCUGGACUUGUGCUGGAUGGGAAAAAGAUUGGUGUUCUCCCAUCAAGCGAGCAAGAAACAUUAUUUAUGGGAAACCUGUACAAAGGUUGGACAGCUGACGAAUUCAGCAAUCUUGUGCGACAGGUUUUUCCGGAUAUUGUCUCUGUUGAUCUUGCAACGCGCGUUAGUUCUGGACAGAGUCCUCCUGGUCAAAAGAAACACAACCGAGGUUUUGCCUUUGUGAAGUUCUCAUCUCAUGCUGCUGCUGCACGUGCACUUAGGGCGGGUCAAUCACCAGAGUUCAGUCUUGGCGGUAAAGUACACCCAGCUGUGGAUUGGGCUGAAGAGGAUCCAGAGGUUGAUCCUGAAAAGCUUGCAAAGGUCACUAUUGCAUUUAUCAGAAAUCUUCCUGGAGGAGCCGAUGAAAACUUUUUGAAGAAACUGUUUAUGCCUUUUGGACAGGUGGAGAAAGUGAUCAUAUCUAACAAAACGCGUGCCCCUGUUGGGUUCGUGCACUUUGCUGAGAGAUCAGAACUUGAUGAUGCGAUUAGGGAGAUGAACGGAAAAACAGUCCAGGGGCCAAAUGGAGGCUCGCCAUUUAAGCUCUUGAUUCAAGUGGCCAGGCCUAUGGACAAAAGUAAGAAACGUGAUCGUGAAGAACCACAAAGCAAACAACCUAAUAAGGUUUUAGUUCACUCGAAGCUCGUAAGGACUGACCCAGCUAUCACAGUUGGUCUUGAGGACAGAGCUCUACAGGAAGCAGUAGCUGUUGAUCCAUAUGAAGCUGCUGUAUAUCCGCUCCCUGCUGCCAUAAAGGAGCGUUUACUUCGAAUCUUAAGGCUUGGUAUAGCUACUAGAUUUGAUAUUCCCAUUGAAUGUCUGAGAAGUCUUAAGGAGCUACCGGAACCUACUGCCAUAUCUGUCCUUGACCAGUUCAUGAUAUCAGGAGCAGAUCAGGAUAACAAAGGAGCAUAUCUUACGGCCCUAAUAUCUAAGCACCAAGUCACUAAAUUAGGACUAGUAGGACUAUAUGGAUUCCCUUCGAGUGCCUCAAGAGUGACGGAUAUGUCAACAAAGGAACCUGAACUCUCCAGCUAUUCUAGGAGGGCUCAGUAUCCUGCUUAUGAUUCUACUUCCUCACAUCUUGAAUAUACUGCAACUAGGUCAGAUGGUCACCCAUCUCGAUAUUCCUAUAUGUAUUCAGAGUAUCCGCCCAGCCGAGCAUUGGACUAUCCAUUGCCCAGCCAAGCAGCAGAUUAUCCAUUGCCCAGCCGAGCAUCAGACUAUCCAUUCCCAAGUCGAACAUCGGACUAUACAUUGCCAAGUCGAGCAUCAGACUAUACAUUGCGAAGCCGAGCAUCAGAUAAUCCUUUGCCGAGUCGAGCAUCGUUUGGAAAGUUGGAAGCAGCUUCCCCUGCAUCACAAUCAACACCAGGGUUUUUGACACCUUGCGGAAAAAUUGGACUGGACUCACACGUCACAGCUGCUGCUAACCAUCAACCAGUGCGUCCCCAGAUGAGAUUUGACCCCUAUACUGGUGAACCAUACAAAUUUGACCCUUUUACUGGUGAACCAAUUCGACCUGAGAGUCCGCAGCGCAAUUUCAGAAGCCCAUACUGAAAAAUGGGUGUAAGCAAAAGGUAGCUAUGGUGCAACUGAGAGGCAGGAGUUCUUCUAGAGCUUUCAAUAAGGAAUAGCAGGAUGAGGGUCUUUUGUAUCCUCUGGACAGGAAGAACGACCGGAAUGUCAUUGUUGAUUUUUUUAGAAGUACAAAUAUUUAUGUAGAACGCUGCGUCUGACCUUACAAAUAGUUCUGUAUUUUCAAGUUUGAUGUGUACCAUAUCCGUGAAUUUUGAUUGAUUUGACCAAGUUGAAGUAGGAUCCUCCGUUUGUCUUUUA